Molecule: messenger RNA, 1561 nt
Organism: Cynoglossus semilaevis (tongue sole)
Lineage: Eukaryota; Metazoa; Chordata; Actinopteri; Pleuronectiformes; Cynoglossidae
Gene: agxtb
Product: alanine--glyoxylate and serine--pyruvate aminotransferase b
Exons: 11
Coding region: 83-1360 (425 amino acids)
Cellular component (GO): peroxisome
Molecular function (GO): L-alanine:glyoxylate transaminase activity; L-serine:pyruvate transaminase activity
Source: RefSeq, a predicted model, not a curated record
UCACCGUCAGGCUGAGACUUCUCAUUUAUCUCAGUUCACUUCACUCGGUGCAAACUAGUCUGAAAGCCAGACGUCAGAAGAUAUGCAACGGUCUAUCUUCAGCCGGAGUGCCCUGCUGGCCCAACAGGCGGCAGCGGCCCUGGAAAGUCGGAGCGCGCCCCUGCUCUUGACCCAGGUCCGCUCAUCGUCCUCGGUCACCAUCCCUCCACCUGCGUGCAUGCUGAGGCCGCUGGAAGCUCCACUGCGAUACCUGUUUGGACCAGGACCUUCAAAUGUUCCUCCACGUAUUUUGGCUGCAGGUUCCAAGCCCAUCAUUGGUCACCUGCACCCAGAAAUGUAUGAGAUCAUGAACGAUAUCAAGAGAGGCAUCCAGUACGUCUUUCAGACGGAGAACAACAUGACCAUAGCCAUGAGCGGCUCCGGCCACGCGGCCAUGGAGUGCGCGGUGUUCAACACGGUGGAACCUGGAGAGAGUGUGCUUGUCGCGAUUAACGGUAUCUGGGGAGAGCGCGUGGCAGAAAUCGCAGAGAGAAUGGGUGCCAAUGUUCACAGAAUGGUAAAAACUCCAGGUGAAUAUUUCACUAAUGAAGAAAUUCAACAGGCUGUGGAGAAACACAAGCCUGUUCUGUUUUUCCUCACACACGGGGAGUCCUCUGCCGGACUCUGCCACCCCGUGGAUGGCAUUGGAGACAUCUGCAGAAAACAUAACUGCCUCUUUCUGGUGGACACAGUAGCUUCACUUGGAGCAGCACCGAUUUUUAUGGACAAACAAAAUAUUGACAUCCUGUACACUGGGUCUCAGAAGGCUCUAAAUGCACCUCCUGGCACAGCUCCCAUCUCCUUUAAUGAGAGAGCAUGCCAAAAGAUGUUUAACAGAAAAACGAAACCUGUUUCCUACCUUUUUGACAUGACACAUCUGUCCAACUACUGGGGUUGUGAUGGCAAACCAGCACGAGUAUACCACCACACUGGUCCUGUGUCUGGAUUCUUUGCUCUGAGAGAGAGCCUGGCAAUUGUUGCAGAGAGGGGGCUGGAGGAGUCCUGGAGGAAACACAAAGAGGUGGCUGCCUACCUGUACAGAGGGUUAGAAGACCUGGGCCUCAAGUUAUUCAUUCCUAAUAAGGAUUUGAGGCUUCCCUCGGUCACUACCAUCGCCAUCCCUGAGGGCUAUGACUGGCGGGAGCUCUUGGUUUACAUCAUGAAAAAUCACAACAUGGAGAUGACGGGAGGCCUGGGACCCUCCAUCGGCAUGGUAAUGAGGAUUGGAUUGAUGGGAUACAACUGUGAGAAGACGAAUGCUGACAUGGCACUGCAUGCCCUGGCUGAUGCUCUCAAGAACUGCAAAAAGAGCAAAGCCUAAAGCAGAGCUGUUAUCCCUCAACAUGUGGAGCACCUGAAGCAAUUUGUACAUUUAUGUAUUACAGGUGUGCCUUCAAGAGCAAAUAUUUAAUCAAAAACUGCUUUCAUGAGUAGCAUUUAACCAUGACCUCUGUUUGAAUUGUAUAUCUUGGUUGGAUUUUGCAGUAAAUAAAAAAUGUGUUGUUAUAUAUUCCAUGCUGAA